Molecule: messenger RNA, 6301 nt
Organism: Mus caroli (Ryukyu mouse)
Lineage: Eukaryota; Metazoa; Chordata; Mammalia; Rodentia; Muridae
Gene: Znf112
Product: zinc finger protein 112
Biological process (GO): regulation of transcription by RNA polymerase II
Molecular function (GO): RNA polymerase II cis-regulatory region sequence-specific DNA binding; DNA-binding transcription factor activity
Source: RefSeq, a predicted model, not a curated record
AUUCCGGUUGGGAAAUGUGGGAAAUGUAGUUUGGGAAUCCUCAGUGUGCAAGAAUAACUUCCUCUGCAGGAGACUGUUCUCCCCGCAACCUUCGGGAAUUCUGGGAAGUGUAGUCCUGGCUGCCUAUGCGGGAAGAGUCACUUCCGCCCCAGGUGUGUGAGGCCUUGUUCUGUUCCUUUCAGAAAGGUCUCCAUCAUUUCCUAGAAAAAGGGAGGAGAAAAUGACCAAAUUGCAGGAGAUGGUGACCUUCAGGGAUGUGGCCGUAGUCUUCAGCGAGGAGGAGCUGGGGCUGCUGGACGCUGCCCAGUGGAAGCUGUACCAAGAGGUGAUGCUGGAGAACUUCAGGAUGCUGCUCUCAGUGGCACAUCAGCCCUUCACACCGGGUCUGAUAGCCCAGCUGGAGAGUAGAGAGCAGCUUUGGAUGGUGGAGGCUGAAGCCCAUGCAGGUGGACUUUCAGGACAUGCUGUGGAGAACGCUGAAGACGUGGAAGUAAACUCCCUUUGUCCCAAGGAACUCUCCUUCUGUCAGACCUGGCUGUGGGAUGCAGGCACAUUAUCCAGUGGUCAAGAGUUCAUAAAAAGAUGCCAAGGGAGUAAUGGUGAAUCUCAGAGCCAAGAAGCUUCCCCUCGCCUGGUGUGGGCAGGAAUGCCCAUGCAGAUUUCUGAAGACGGGAAUUACGGGUUGCCUCCUGCACUCGAAGGCUCUGCUUCAAUGAAAAAUCAAGAGUUUCCUUCUCUGAGAUCCCAGCAGUCUUGGGGGAAACCAUAUCUUGGCAGGCCAUGUGUGACAUGCCAGUGGAAAGGUCAGCAAACAUCCAUAAGAAAUCACUUCUGUAGGUAUGGCAGUGUCCGCUGUUCCUCCUAUCACAGUGACAAUGAGGAGCUAUACAGCAAAGGAAAAAGCUAUAGUUUCCAUGACCACAGAGGAAAGACGGUGAAGGUAUCGUUACUUAACCAGGACUUUAUUGAAUUAGGGCCAGAGCCCUGCCCACGUACCAAGUACAGAGAAGCCUGGGGCCAUGACGACAAUGACCACAGCUCUCACACACAUCAGCAGUGCCACUCAAGAGGGAAGCCGUGUACACGGAGUCUGUGUGGAGAGGGCUGUGGUGAUAGGUCAGCCCUCCAUGGUCAUCCAGGUCUUGAGGCAGGAGAUGAAGGUGCUGAUGGGAGCCCACCUCUGCAGUCUUCUCCAAGAGUGUGUAUGGAGCAAGUGCCACGCGAGUGCAGUGGGAAUGUCCACUAUGGUUCCCCUCUUAACACUUGUGGGUGUGCCCACCAAGGCAACACCUCCCAGAAAUGCAGCAUCCCCAAGCAAGCUAUUGGUAGUCCUGUCCACCGCAAUAAUACCUUUAGGGCUCAUCCUAGGGAAGAGCCCAAUAAUUAUGAGGAGAAUGGGAAUGUUUUUAAUCAGAGUUCAUGUCUUCAAGUUAGUCAGAAAAUCGGUGCUGAAGAGAAGCUAUGUCAAGGUGUGGAGUGUAGAAAAAAUUUCACACACUGCUCAAGUGUGAACAUUCCACACAGAGUCCAUGUGGAGGAGACUCUGUGUAACCCUGAUUGUGAUAACCACUUCAGUUUGCCCCCACAUUUUCAGGACUUUCCAGGAGUGCAUGCCAGGGAACAACCAUACAAUCGUUUGUGCCGUACCAGCUUCAGUCAAACUUUGUGCCUUCAAGGCCAUCAGAAACUCUACAUUCGAGAAAAGCCUUCUCAUAGAGAGGGUGGAAGUGACUGUAACUGGAGUUCCACCCCCAAGGAUCCUCGGAAACAGAAACUGCACAAAUGCAAUGCCUGUGGGAAGGGCUUCAGUCACAGAUCAGUUCUUGACAUUCACCACAGAAUCCACACAGGAGAGAAGCCAUACAAGUGUGAGGAGUGUGGGAAGGGCUUCAGCCGGAGUGCAUACCUUCAAGGCCACCAGAGAGUUCACACAGGAGAGAAACCAUACAAGUGUGAGGAGUGUGGGAAGGGCUUCAGCCGGAGUUCACACCUGCAAGGCCACCAGAGAGUUCACACAGGAGAGAAACCAUACAAGUGUGAGGAGUGUGGGAAGGGCUUCAGCUGGAGCUUUAACCUUCAAAUCCAUCAGCGGGUUCACACUGGAGAGAAACCCUAUAAAUGUGGAGAGUGUGGCAAAGGCUUCAGUAAGGCCUCAACUCUCCUGGCCCAUGAGAGAGUCCACACAGGAGAGAAACCUUACCAGUGUCAUGAGUGCGGCAAGAACUUUAGUCAGAAAUCCUACCUUCAAAGCCAUCAGAGUGUCCACUCUGGAGAGAGACCAUAUAUAUGUGAGGUGUGUGGGAAGGGCUUCAGUCAGAGAGCCUAUCUACAAGGUCACCUGAGAGUCCACACUCGAGUAAAACCCUACAAAUGUGAGGUGUGUGGGAAGGGCUUCAGUCAGGGUUCACGCCUUGAAGCACACCGGAGGGUCCACACAGGGGGGAAACCAUUCAAAUGUGAGACCUGCACAAAGGGAUUCAGUGAGAGUUCCCGCCUCCAGGCACAUCAGAGGAUCCAUGCGGAAGGAAGACCCUACAAAUGUGACCAGUGCGGUAAGGGCUUCAGUGGCUAUUCCAGUCUCCAAGCCCAUCACCGAGUCCACACUGGGGAGAAGCCAUACAAAUGUGAGGUGUGUGGGAAGGGCUUCAGUCAGAGAUCGAAUCUCCAAGCUCAUCAGCGCGUGCACACAGGAGAGAAACCUUACACAUGUGAUGCGUGUGGUAAGGGUUUCCGUUGGAGCUCAGGCCUUCUGAUCCAUCAAAGGGCCCAUAGCCGUGAUACAUUCUACAGGAGUGAAGAGUGUGAGAGCAGUUAUCCACCUGGGAACCUAUGCAGAAAUGAAGACCUGGCAACACCCACCCAGCGAAGCCUCCAGCCUGUGAGAAGGAAGAGGAAAAGCUUCAGCAUGACGGAGGCCAUCAGUUACAGCUUCAGCAUGAGGGAGGCCAUCAGUUCCAGAAAGAUGGUGGACAUAGAAUCGGAUGGGGCCAAGGUCCAGACCAUCGAGCAGCAGAACAUGGGACUGAGUCUGCAUCUCCGGGGAGAAGAGGGGCACCGCUGGCGUCGGCCGGUCCUCUCUAUCUGGGCUCUGCUUGAGACGGCGCUGCCCAGGAUUCCUGGACCCGUCUCAGCUGCUUGUGGAGCCCUGGAGAGAGUCGAGCUUCCCAGGGAAGCCCUGCCUUGUCUCAAAAGAGAAGAGAACAAUGACCAAGUUGCAGAGCAGUUUGGAUUGGGACUGAAGAUGCCCCUGAACUGUACUGCCCAGAAGGAGCCGGGCAUCGUCAGCUGUUCCCAGUACAGAGAGGCAGUGACGUUCAGGGAUGUGGCCGUGGUCUUCAGUGAAGAGGAGAUGGGGCUGCUGAAUGCUGCUCAGAGGAAGCUGUACCACGAUGUGAUGCUGGAGAACUUCCUGAACCUCCUGGCAGUGGGAAGUCAGAGUCCAAACAAGAUGGACACUCUUGACUCAACAGGAUUAAGGCACCUUUCACUGGGGUGGCUUCCAUGCUGGCAUAUGACAGGCCAUGAUGUCAAGAAACUGGCCAGCACUCCAGAUGUUGUAGUAAACAUUCAAGGAAAGAGUUCUCACUUCCUGGAGCACUGUCACUCCUCCUGCCAUGGGGGAACAGAAGAGCCUCUCCAGGUCUCCGAGGAUGAUGGCUGUCUGGAGAGUCUCACAAGCGAUCAUUCCAGCAUUACCGAAAAUCAGGAAUUUCUGUCUGGGAGGGCUCAGAGUUCUUGGAGUAAAGCACACUUUAGUGAGAGAUGGAACCAUGAGAAACACUGUCCUCAGACUCUGGUGAAAACUAAGUCUCAGCUGUUGGCUCUGGGUGUUGACAUUCUGAAUUGCAUUUCCCAUCAAGAUAACAAUAUACUGCAUAAAAGAGACAAAGUCCACAGCAGUGGUGACUGUGAUAAAGUCAUUUUCCCUAUGUCAUCCCUCACCCAGUCUCCUGUUUACACAGAACAGAAAGCCUACCAGUGCAACACAGGCCAAGAAGCCUUCAUUGACAGCCCCAGUCAGGAGACUCAGCAGGUUCUCUUAGGAAAUAAGUCCCCUGUACAUGGUACAUAUGAGGACACUAGUUAUACCUCCAGUGUCAUUCAACAAAGUGUCCAUCCAGGAAGAAAGCGUUACUGGUGUCAAGAGUGUGGCAAGGCUUUCAGUCAGAGCUCAAAUCUGCAGACUCACCAGAGAGUGCACACGGGGGAGAAACCCUAUACCUGCCCUGAGUGUGGGAAGAGCUUUAACCAGAGCUCACACCUGUAUGCUCACCUGCCCAUCCACACAGGUGAGAAGCCCUACUGCUGUGACAACUGUGGGAAGGGCUUCAGCCGAAGCACAGAUCUCAACAUUCACUGCCGAGUACACACUGGAGAGAAACCUUACAAGUGUGAGGUGUGUGGGAAGGGCUUCACGCAGAGGUCACACCUCCAGGCCCACGAGAGAAUUCACACAGGAGAGAAGCCAUAUAAGUGUGGAGACUGUGGCAAACGCUUCAGCUGUAGCUCAAACCUUCACACCCACCAGAGAGUCCACACUGAAGAGAAACCAUACAAGUGUGACGAGUGUGGGAAGCGCUUCAGCUUGAGCUUCAACCUCCACAGCCAUCAGCGGGUCCACACAGGAGAGAAGCCAUAUAAAUGUGAAGAGUGUGGGAAGGGUUUCAGUUCAGCCUCAAGCUUCCAAAGCCACCAGAGGGUCCAUACAGGAGAGAAGCCAUUUUGCUGCAGUGUGUGUGGAAAGGGCUUCAGUCAGAGCUCUUAUUUUCAAGCCCAUCAGAGAGUUCACACUGGGGAAAAACCAUACAGGUGUGAUGUGUGUGGGAAGCGCUUCAACUGGAGCUUGAACCUUCACAAUCACCAGAGAGUCCACACUGGAGAGAGACCAUAUAAAUGUGAGGAAUGUGGAAAAGGCUUCAGUCAGGCCUCAAAUCUGCAGGCCCAUCAGAGUGUCCACACUGGUGAGAAGCCAUUCGGAUGCAAUGCGUGCCAGAAGCGAUUCAGUCAGGCCUCGCACCUCCAAGCCCAUCAGAGAGUGCACACAGGGGAGAGGCCCUACAAAUGUGACACAUGUGGGAAAGCCUUCAGCCAGAGAUCCAAUCUCCAAGUCCAUCAGAUAAUUCACACCGGGGAGAAGCCGUUCAAGUGUGAGGAGUGUGGGAAGGAAUUCAGCUGGAGUGCAGGACUUACUGCUCACCAGAGGGUCCACACAGGAGAGAAACCCUACACAUGUCAGCAGUGUGGGAAGGGCUUCAGUCAGGCCUCACACUUCCACACUCACCAGAGGGUCCACACUGGGGAAAGGCCCUACAUCUGCAGCAUUUGCUCUAAGGGCUUCAGUCAGAGAUCACAUCUGGUCUACCACCAGAGGGUCCACAGUGCAGGGAAUCCCUAGGUUUGUUCUAUUAGGUGGGCUCCAUGCUGCUUUCCUCAAACCCAGAGGCUUCAGGAGACUUCACCGGAAUUAUCUCUUUUCUUUGGGAGAUCUUUUUGUUUUUGUUUUUGUUUUUUUUUUAUUUAUUUUAAUUUUUUUAAGACCAGAUUUCUUUGGCUGUCAUAGAACUUGCUCUGUAGACCUGGCUAGCCUUGAACUCACAGAGAUCCACCUGCUUUCGACUCCUGAGUGCUGGGAUUAAAGGUGUGUGCCCAGCUGGGAGAUCAGUUCCUUAUAAAGGUCAGAAAUUACGUAUAAGAAGAUCAUUGCUCUAUAAAUGUAUUGUUACCAUGUACAAGAGUUGUAAGGUUGCCACCCUCAGGAUAUGACGGAGCAGGAAAUCUCCGAAUCCAUCCAAGUCUCCAGAAAGGCUGCAGGAAGUACUUUAACCACAGCUGGUGACUGGCAGAACUGCCGUUGACUGAAGCAUCACUUCCUCAUAGGAAGCUCCUCUCUGUAUCUGCUGUGCAGAGCUGCAUGUGGCUCAGGACCCAGCCAUUCCUGGAGCAAGUUAGAAAAGCCACUGCAAGUAAGGCUCAAAUUUGAAAACACUUGUCAACCUUCAACCCUGCAUUCAUAUUGAUUCGUAUUCCCCAGUAAUCGUGUAAGGGACCAUUCGUCAGCUCCCUUGAGGCAUAGUGCUACCCAGUCAAGGCUGCAGUGUGUGACCUGCCUCUCUAGCAUGGUGCUUUGCAUGGCAUAGCAACUCUGUACUGGAUGAGUUUUAGUAUUUGUACUUAAUAGACUAAAACCAUGCUCUGUUUGAAAAUCCCAUUAUUUAUCAACCCAAUAAGGUGAACUGAAACUUAUGCGAUUGGAAUUUUGGGCCCUGAAUUCAUUGAGGAAAGAGCUUUUUACUGUAAUCAC